This is a messenger RNA of Lichtheimia ornata, 1092 nucleotides long. RefSeq lists its product as uncharacterized. NCBI's taxonomy places the organism in Eukaryota, Fungi, Mucoromycota, Mucoromycetes, Mucorales, Lichtheimiaceae. The coding region runs from base 1 to 1092 and encodes 363 amino acids. The transcript has 6 exons. The record is from RefSeq and is a predicted model, not a curated record.
AUGUCCAGAAUCCCAUCCAUUCCACUUCUGUCGCAUACUCAUAGCAUGCCAAACCUUUGGACCUUUUGGGAGCAUGUCCAGAGCACUGAUGCAGCUAGCAGGUACCUCUUUGAUCAAGCGGUUUUCUAUACUGAAGAAUCUGGUUAUGUCGUUGAAUGCCGUAAUGGAACCCCAAUGCGUCUUGGUCCUUCUGGUGCUCGUGGUCUGGUUUGGCGCUGUCCUCUUCGUAAUUGUUGCAACCGUAGCCCAAAAACUACACGUUUGGAUUCUUUCUUUUAUAGAUUGAAGGCUCCAUUAGAGCGUGUACUUAUGGUGAUUUACCUUUUCAUGGCGCGUACACAUAUGACCCAGCUGGAUAUGAUGACUGGCUUGAACGCUCGGACAUUGCGUACCAUUGUACAAGGCCUCUACUAUGUCAUGGAGCAAGACCUAACUAUGGAUGACGUAAAAGUUGGUGGAAAGGAUCCCGAGACCGAUGAACGAAUUAUCGUGGAGAUCGAUGAAAGCAAGUUUGGGAAACGUAAGGAUAACCGUGGUCAUCCCCUUGAUGGCGUUUGGGUCGUAGGCGGUGUUGAACGCACACCGCAACGCAAGGCAUUCAUGAUGGUGGUUCAAGAUCGCAGUGCUCACACAUCGCAGGAGAUUGUCAAGCGAUUCGUGUUGAAAGACUCCCACAUCAACACCGAUUGCUGGUCAGGAUACAAUCGUCUUGAUGAAAUACCUGAUAUGAAUUAUGUUCAUUUUCCUGUUAACCAUUCGGAAAACUUUGUUGACCAAGUGCAUGGUACCCAUACAAACACGAUUGAAGGUACUUGGAAUGGUAUCAAGCAAAAUGUCACUGCGCGACAUUGCACAAAGAAGAUGAUGCCUUGGAAACUGGUCGAAUUCAUUUCGAGGCGCAAGCACGAUGACGACUGGUGGGGUGGUAUCAUGAAAGCGUUAAGUUGCGUGCAGGUAACACCUGCUAAUGGGUCCGAAGAUCAUCCACCCCAAUCAUUGUUGACUGAGGUAAUCGAUCAAGAUGGUCAAGAUGAGGAUGGUUUUGAAAGUCUUAUCAAUACUAUAUUGGAGGAUCAUCAUGAAGAUGAAUAA